Molecule: messenger RNA, 1335 nt
Organism: Elgaria multicarinata webbii
Lineage: Eukaryota; Metazoa; Chordata; Lepidosauria; Squamata; Anguidae
Product: proto-oncogene Mas-like
Exons: 1
Coding region: 53-1024 (323 amino acids)
Biological process (GO): G protein-coupled receptor signaling pathway
Cellular component (GO): membrane
Molecular function (GO): G protein-coupled receptor activity
Source: RefSeq, a predicted model, not a curated record
AGUGGAGUGGAAGAAGCUGGACAGCCACGAUUGGAACAGCAGCGAUUUCAUCAUGGAGACUAGCAGCACAUCCCAUCCACCCACUACAGAUGGUGGAGGGCAGUUUAAUGUAGACUACAUGGAGAGUGGAACUUACAGCUAUGGAAGUUAUAAACUGGGUGACUUCCUCAUCCUUGGCAUUGCCAUCCUAAUCUGCAUGUUGGGGUGCUUGGGGAAUGGACAUAUGAUCUGGCUGCUUUGCUUCCACAUUAAGAGAAAUCCGUUCACCACCUACAUCCUGAAUAUGGCUGUAGCUGACAUUGGCACACUGGUUUUUUUGUUCGUCUUCCUUAUCCUUUUCAUCACAGAUUUCUUACAUGAAUUCUCAUACCUUAGCUUUACUUUCAAACUACGAUACCUCUGUCAUUUUACAUAUACGGCCAGUCUGUGUUUCCUUACCGUCAUCAGCAUGGAAAGGUGUCUGUCUGCCCUCUUUCCAAGGUGGUACCAAUGCCAUCGGCCAACAUGGCUUUCUUCUGGGUUAUCGUUCUUGAUCUGGACCCUGUCUGCCAUGUUCUAUGGAAUGCAGAUUUCAUUUUUCCUGACUUUCUUUAAGGAAUUGUACGCAGUAACCAGGACCAUGUUCAUUGUGAACUUCUGGGUUUUGCCUGCACUUCUGUGUGUUUCCACUUCGGUCCUGCUUACCAAAGUCUGUUGCAAUUCUCAACGAUGGCCAGCUAGAAAUCUAAAUACUGUUAUUCUUCUCUUACUCCUUUUUGUUCUCAUCUUCCGUGUCCCCUCGAUUAUUGCAUACUACCUAUACAGCUCUGAAUAUUCUCAACUUGUUACUGUACUUUCUUGCCUCCUCUACUCCAUCAAUAACAGCAUCAAGCCAAUAUUGUAUUACCUGGUAGGGAAGCGAUGGAGGUAUUCCUCCACAGAACCCAUGAAGGUCGUCCUCCAGAGGAUUUUCCAAGAUGAAGCAUAUUUUAUGGAAGUGAAUGAGCAGUCCAGUGCAAACACAGCUGGAGAAGUAACUUGCUGAAUCCAAAGCAUCAACAGCCAAACAAGGAUUGUCCCUUAAUUGGGGGGCAGGGGACGAUGACUCUGUCAUUGAAUAUUUUAAAAAAGAUGCACAAAGAAGACUCUACUUUGCUAUAUAGACAUUUGUCUCUCUACCUAGGAAUGAAGUUGCAAGAUGUGAUCAAUGGGUUUAAAGAAGGGACAUGGCUUUAUUAGUACACAUGCUAGGGUUUCAAUCCAGAUUUAAGAUGGAUCAAUUGCACUGGUGAAAGUGGGAUUUCCCCAUCCCUUCCUUUCUAUGGCAGGUCCUCCAGACUCCUGAUAAAGCUACCU